AUGCCUUUGAGUUUAUCAACCCCCGUUCUGACGGUGGAUACGGAAAAGAUUCACAAGGUGGACACGGCCAAUGCGCAGAGUCUUCACGGGAUGUGGAUGGUCUUUUCGAAAUGUGCCGACUACAUGGAAGAAGGCCGUCGAUUGGAGAACCUGAGUUGGAGACUCUGGACACGUGAGACGUUCUGCGUGGAACCGGAAACAUCUAGCGAUACGUCCGUCUUGCCACUCCUGCGCCAGGAGGCCGGUGACCUGCCAGAACUCUCCGCCAGCGUGGAAUCUGCUGCUUCGGAUCAAGCGGAGCGGAUAGAACAUCACAUCAAGCGUCCCAAGUCUGACUACAGGCCCGCUGUCGUUCGUGAAGAUUCUCUGCUGAGCCUCGGCAGAGGCAGAGAGAAGCACAUCACAUCACUAGGUCUGGAGCGAAUGGUCCUCAACAUCAAAGAGAAGAGGAAUCUCGAACCCCUGUCCCCCAUGACUACUCCUGCCCCUCCCGUCGUCGACAUCACCCCUCGACCGUCUACUCCCACUCCCACUCCUCCCUCCGUCUCUACCACGAAACGAACUCCCCCCUACCCCAUCAGCCAACACCAACAACCGAACCAGUCUACGGAAUCUUGCUCGACCACUGCCCCCGACUGCAAUGAAAGCGAUGCUGCCAAUACCACCGCUUCCGACACCAGUGUCUCCUCUUCCGGCAUCCUUCCUACUCGUCCUGAAUUGAUUAAGUCGCCCAGCAUCGUCCGUGGUUUCUCUCCCUCGCAUGUGUCCUCGUCCUACCGGUCGCAGCCAAACCUGGUUGCCGAACCAAGCCCUGCCAAGUCUACGCAACUCAAGCCACUGCCCUUCAAGAAGAAGGGUGGUAUGUUUACCCUGGGUGGCUCGUCCGGUGAUGACGACGAAAGCUCUUUCGAAGAUAGGAUGGCGAUGCAAGGACCGCACCGUAGCUCGCUUUCAGAUGAAUUGGGCAAGUCUGCCAGCAACCAGCCAAGCCCGAAGAAAAAGGUGACCUCGUUCAAGGACCAAGUUGGAACCAUCAAGCCCAUCAAGGAGCGACCCAUCGAUAACGACGAGGAUGCUAUUGAGACCGAGGACGAGGUUUCCGAAAGCGCCAUUGAAGACGACGAGGACUCGGAUUGGGAAGAUUCCGUGACGGAAAGCGGCCGGUCGAGCGUGGAGGAAAACCAAAUGUUCCAACGAGUUGAUUCGCGACCGAAUCUGGUUUCACGACGCUCCCUUCUGACAAUGAUGAUGCACCAGCCCACGAAGAUGGGAGCCACCCGAUCGAGCCCAGCUUUGCAACGGUCGCGCUUGACAUCACCCAACGGACCUUCGAUCCCCGCCUCCCCACCCGAGGAUGACGAGGAGAACCUGACUAUGCGCGGACCCGACGUGCCUCGCUCCAAGCCUAUCAUCAUGAAGCCUUCCCCGCAAUCGGUCGCCCACUCCCCUCGGACGACGCGAAGAAAUAUGCUUGCCACCGAGUUGACCGAGUCUCUUCGCCGCCACCUUCUCUGGGAACGGCAACAGAAGAGUACCACCGCCAACGCCUUCUUGAAACGGCGACAUACCGCUCAUGACAUGGCGAACCUGCAAGAAUACCCCGGUCCUAACGGCAGUCAGAAAGGACAGGGCCCCAGUCAGGGUAUUGGCAUGACAACUGCCAACGCGUCCAAUCAGAGCAAUGACAAGGAUGUUGCGAAAACCGGUUCUUGGACGAAUUACACUGAUUUCGGACCCUGGGAGUACCACGUGAAGGGAUGGUAA
Messenger RNA from Aspergillus steynii IBT 23096, 1764 nucleotides. RefSeq lists its product as uncharacterized. Bases 1 to 1764 code for a protein of 587 amino acids. Gene Ontology annotation, biological process: regulation of nitrogen utilization; mitochondria-nucleus signaling pathway; negative regulation of transcription by RNA polymerase II. The record is from RefSeq and is a predicted model, not a curated record. NCBI's taxonomy places the organism in Eukaryota, Fungi, Ascomycota, Eurotiomycetes, Eurotiales, Aspergillaceae. Gene Ontology annotation, cellular component: cytoplasm. The transcript has 2 exons.